Messenger RNA from Pelobates cultripes (western spadefoot toad), 381 nucleotides. NCBI's taxonomy places the organism in Eukaryota, Metazoa, Chordata, Amphibia, Anura, Pelobatidae. The record is from the annotation of a GenBank genome assembly.
AUGCAUGCCCACGGCAGUGAACUACAAAACCUGCGGGACCAACUACGCUCCCUUGAAGACACCAACGAGGAUCUCAAUAAUAGAACGCGGAGGAAUAAUGUCAGAGUGAGGGGCAUACCGGAAUCCAUAUUGACAGAUCUCCUCACUGAUACCCUCACUGAAGUGUUUAAAAACCUCCUGCCAGAGGCUACAGCCGCCGACCUUUUGAUGGACCGGGCACACAGAGCAUUGAGAGCCCCAAGCACCAACACAGCCACCCCCAGGCUCCACUUUUAUCAUAUAAAAGAGCGCUUAAUGAGAGCUGCCCGGGACACCCCCAUUGAAGUGGAAGGAGUGCCAGUCCAGCUGUUCCAGGACCUGGCACCCACCACCCUGAAAUGA